Nymphalis io (European peacock) is the source of this 4136-nucleotide messenger RNA. It is a transcript of the gene Su(var)3-3, whose product is annotated as lysine-specific histone demethylase 1A. The transcript has 16 exons. Bases 112 to 2409 code for a protein of 765 amino acids. Gene Ontology annotation, molecular function: protein binding; oxidoreductase activity; flavin adenine dinucleotide binding. Gene Ontology annotation, biological process: regulation of DNA-templated transcription. Gene Ontology annotation, cellular component: nucleus. The record is from RefSeq and is a predicted model, not a curated record. NCBI's taxonomy places the organism in Eukaryota, Metazoa, Arthropoda, Insecta, Lepidoptera, Nymphalidae.
GUUCAAAGUCAAACUUUGUUUUGAUAAUAUUCUUACAUUUGAAAUUUAUAAUAUAAAAAUCUUUAACCUUCUAUUCAUUUUUACUUUCCUAUUUAUUAUAAUUAAGUAAAAAUGAGUCGUCGUAAACGUACUAAGGUUGAAAACCGCGAAUUAGAUGAAAAGUUGAAGCAAGAUGAUUCUGAAUCUGAUCAAUCUGAAAAGAGUAAGAUUACGUCUUCGAGUCCCAAACCAGUUGUUGGGCGCCGAGAAUCGUCUUCCAGUCGCACAACUGAUUCCAAAAAAGACGAUAAACCUAUAAUAAUCGAGGAAACUAAAAGUGAAGACAUUGAAGAAAUAAACUAUAAAGAGAUGCUAAACAGCUUGGAAGGAGCUGCGUUUCAAUCUAGACUCCCAUUUGACAAAAUGUCGUCCCUGGAAGCCGAGUGUUUCUCUGAUUUACAUGGGCCUUCCAGUCAUACAUUUGUACAAAUCAGAAAUCGUGUGCUAAAACUUUGGUUUGAGGAUCCCAAGAAACAACUUACUCUGGAACAAGCGGUGCAAAAAAUGGAACCACCUUACAAUGGCGAUCCAGCUUUGGUUAUAAGAUGUCAUGCAUUUUUAGAAAGACACGGCUUUAUAAACUAUGGCAUUUACGAAAGAGUAACUCCAAUUCCUACUCCGCCUAAAGGAAAACAUAGGCCAAAAGUUAUCAUUAUUGGUGCAGGUGUGUCGGGGCUAGCAGCUGCUCGUCAACUUCAGUCCUUUGGUUGUGACGUUGUAAUUUUGGAAGGCAGGGAUAGAGUUGGUGGUAGAGUUGUGACUUAUAGAAAAGGCCCUUAUGUCGCUGAUUUAGGUGCUAUGGUAGUAACAGGCUUGGGAGGCAAUCCUGUUACCACUUUGUCUGUCCAGAUGAAUAUGGAAUUGCAUAAGAUUAAACAAAAGUGUCCUUUGUAUGAAGCAACUGGAAAUCAAGUGCCUAAACAUAAAGAUGAAAUGGUGGAACGUGAAUUUAACCGUUUGUUGGAUGCCACGUCCUACUUGUCCCAUCAAGUCGACUUCAACUAUUACAAUGACACACCAGUCUCUCUCGGUCAAGCUCUUGAAUGGGUUAUAAAACUACAACAAAAAAACGUUAAACAUAAGCAGAUUCAACAAUUAAAAGCAGUGAUAACUUUACAAGAGAAAAUGAAAAAUAAUAUAAAUAAAAUGUCCGAUGCGAAAGAAUUAUUAAGGUCAAUGAAAGUAGAGAAGGACGCAUUACUCGCUGAGAAAGAAAAGGGUGCGACAGGAGACGCUAGUAUCUUGCAAGAGUUUAAUUUACGUCGACUUAACAGGGAAAUGACUCAACUGUGCAACGAAUACGAAGCUAUGGCAACACAGAACGCAACCAUUGAGGAUAAAUUAACACAGCUCGAAGCAAAUCCACCUAGUUCCGUUUACCUGUCGGUGCGUGACAGGCAGAUACUGGACUGGCAUUUCGCUAAUUUGGAGUUCGCGAACGCAACACCACUAGGAAACCUCUCUCUCAAGCACUGGGACCAAGACGACGACUUCGAGUUCACUGGGAACCACUUGACAGUUCGAAACGGCUAUUCGUGCGUUCCAGUGGCUUUAUCCGAGGGCUUGGACAUAAGGCUGGGGACGUCGGUCACCGAGAUAUCGUACGGUGGUUCCUCUGUCACAGUGAAGGCUGUCAACCCACGUGUCCCGACCCAGCCGCAGACGAUUAAGGGCGACGUGGUACUUUGCACUCUACCUUUGGGAGUGCUCAAAGUGGCGGUCGCUAACAACGGCCAGAAUCAGCAGAACUAUGUCAAGUUCGAUCCGCCGCUACCGGAUUGGAAAGUGGCUGCAAUUAAACGUCUUGGCUAUGGAAACCUAAAUAAGGUUGUGUUGUGUUUCGAAAGAACCUUCUGGGACCCGAGCGCAAACCUCUUUGGACACGUCGGCACGACUACGGCUAGCAGAGGUGAGCUGUUCCUGUUCUGGAAUUUAUAUAGUGCGCCGGUACUUCUUGCGUUAGUGGCGGGCGAAGCUGCGGCUGUGAUGGAGAACGUUACUGAUGACGUUAUCGUCGGCCGAUGCAUCGCAGUUCUCAAGAGUAUCUUUGGGCAUGCAGCUGUACCACAGCCCAAGGAGUGUGUGGUCACAAGAUGGCGUGCAGACCCUUUUGCUCGUGGUUCCUAUAGCUUCGUGGCUGUCGGUUCCUCUGGAACUGAUUAUGAUCUACUCGCAGCACCAGUUCCAGAUUCAAUGGGUGAUAAUAGAUUAUUCUUUGCUGGUGAACAUACAAUGCGUAACUAUCCGGCAACUGUUCACGGUGCUUUUCUGUCUGGUCUCCGUGAAGCUGGACGGCUCGCUGAUCUUCUAAUACCUCAGCCUCCAAUAACGAAUGCAACCGUUGCAGCCGCUACAGCUAAUCAUGCCUGAUUGCCACCAAAGAGGAUGGCACGUAAGAAUCAUAAAUAAUUAGACUAACUUACCUUAAGUUACGUUCUGACAUCAUUAUGCGCUGCGUCCUCGACAUUAAUAGAUAAAUAAAGACUUCUUACAAUUUAUUUUAUGAGUGAUAAUGUACUUUUUUAAAUGUUUGUGCAAGCGAAUUAUACAUAUGUGCUAUGGUUGUAGUGUAUCAGUGCUUGAAAUACUAAAGGGAUUUUAACAGGUGGAGGAGAGUAUAGCAAGUAAGAGGUAGAAUUAAGACAGUAGAAAAAUACUACAUUACACAAGAUUGUACUAGUAUUUUUACGGCUUAAAUUUUCUUAAUAGUGUAAGCUUGCAGUAUUUUUAUAUUUUAAUUUUUCGAUGUAAACCAAAUCGAUAAUUAUAAUUGAUUUUAAUGUUUAGAGAUUGGUGAAGCUUAUCACUUAGUAUGUAGUUUUAUUUGAUAAAUUAUAAUCUCUCCGUACUCUUUUUUUGUUUUGUUUUAAUAAUAAACCACUUUUCUUAUGCCGUAGUUCAUUCAAAUUUGAUGAUACAAAUAGCAAGAGAACAUUUUUUUCUUUAAAUGAAACUUAAUUUAUAUCUAUAGUCGUAGUCUUAGAAACUUAUGAUUCUAUCGAGACCGUAUUGAAUCGAAAUUUUAUAUUGAAUAUUUUUUUUAUUUUAUUUUUUUUUAUUUCGAUUAGUAAGAAUAAAAUAUCGUAAAUUAAAGUUUAUGUUUAAUAAUGGCAGUCGACUUAAUAAAUUUAAUAAAAUAUUUUAUUGAGACGUCCGUAAAGAUUAAAUAAAUUCUUUAUAUACACUAGAUAUUUAAUAAGUAAGGUAUUUAUUUGAAGUUAAAUUGUCAGUAGAAUUUUUAAGCAAUACUGUUUCAACUCAUUGAGAAGAAUAAGGUUUUUUUUUAGUUGUUAAACUUGUAGAUGUCCAUGAAUUUGUACAGAUUAAAAAGAAAAUGAUUGUAAUUAUUCGUACAAUGUUGCCGAAAAACAAAUUUUAUCGUCCGUUAACAUUGUAGAAUACAAAUUUAAAUUAAAAAAGAGACAAAUAAGGCUCCUAAAAGUUUAAGCUGUUCGCUAGUUAACAGCGAUGUUUUAAUUAAUGUUAGUUUACUUUAUUAUUAUUAUUUAACGAACACUAGACAGCUGACGAAGGGAAGUUAACAUCAAAAUAUAUAUUCAAAUAUACAUAAGCUUUGAAAUUUAAUUUAAACGGAGUUCUAUUUUCAAAAUUCUAUCAUAUUUAAUUUUUUAACUACAGUCUUUUUAAUCUUUUUUUUUUUUAAAUAAUAUCCUGGGACAUUUUUCACACACCGCCAUCUGAUCCCAAAUUAAACUUCUACAAAGCUUGUGCUAUGGAAACUAGACAACUGAUAUACUACAUAUACUACUUUUCUUUUGUAAAUACAUACUUAUAUAGAUAAUUUCACCCAGACUCAGGACAAACAUACAUGUUCAUGCCCACAAAUGUCUGUCCUGGGUGGGAAUCGAACCUACAACCUCCGAAAGAAAGGCAAGUAUCUACCAUCCACGCCAACCAGCUCGUCGAAAGCUUUUCUUUUUCUUUUCGUCGAAAAUCUGUAAUAUUUGUUUUGUCUAUCUAUCGAAACAGAUGAAAGUGUUUGACUGUUAUUGACUCCACAGAUGAAAAUUAAAGAAAUUAUAGUUAUUGUCAAUUUUAAUUAAGGAUUUUUUGUAUUAAAUUAAUUUUUAGUUUUU